CAGACAAAACCGAGCACUAAUAAUUCUCUUACAAGAAGACAACAAACGCUCUUCAUUUUGGAAAUUUCACUCUUAAACUAGACUACUAGGAUUCUUGUUUCCACCUCCUCUCUACCCCAUCAAUACACACAAAAUUCUAUACUUCUGCAUCUAUAUAUAUAUGUCCUUGGUUCUUGUGUCCAAGUAGAAGAAGAGAUAAGAUUAAAAAAAAAAAACACAGUAUGAGGAGAAACAGUGGCAAAAUCUCUGCAAAAUGGAUACCCAUUUUCUCUGUUUCUUUCUUCUUCUUUGGGAUGCUUUUUACUAAUAGGUUGUGGGCUCCACCUGAAUCUAAUGGUCAGCUGAUGUCAAGGCAGAGACAGGAACAAGAGCUGCAGAUCAUUUCUGAGGACUGUACUACUAAGAAGAAACCCGAAGAAGAAAAGGAUGUGAUGGGAGAAGUUCAUAAAACCCAUGAUGCAAUACAAUCAUUAGAUAAGUCAAUUUCUAUGCUUCAAAUGGAGUUGGCAGCGAGUAGGAGUGCUCAAGAGGUAGUCAAAUCUGAUGGAAUGUCGGAUAAUUCGCAUGGGGAGCCGCCAAAGAAGAAAGCUUUUGUAGUCAUUGGAAUUAAUACUGCCUUUAGUAGCAGAAAGAGGCGUGAUUCAGUAAGACAGACUUGGAUGCCUCAAGGGGAUAAGCUUAUCCAAUUGGAGAAGGAGAAGGGAAUCAUCAUCCGGUUCAUGAUUGGACAUAGUGCAACAUCAAACAGCAUUUUAGAUAGAGCUAUUGAUUCUGAAGAAUCCCAGCACAAGGACUUUCUCAGGCUGGAGCAUGUUGAAGGAUAUCAUGAAUUAUCUGCAAAAACAAAGAUAUUUUUCUCCACUGCUGUUUCGAAAUGGGAUGCUGAUUUCUAUGUCAAAGUUGACGAUGAUGUCCAUGUCAAUUUAGGUGUUUUUGCUGCAACUCUUGCCCGUCAUCGGUCGAAGCCUAGAGUAUACAUGGGGUGUAUGAAAUCUGGACCUGUUCUUGCUCAAAAAAAUGUCAAGUACCAUGAACCAGAAUUCUGGAAGUUUGGAGAAGAUGGAAGUAAAUACUUCAGACAUGCAACCGGACAGAUCUAUGCUAUCUCAAAGGAUUUGGCUACAUACAUCUCAAUCAAUCAGCCAAUAUUGCACAAAUAUGCCAAUGAAGACGUGUCUCUUGGUUCAUGGUUUAUUGGUCUUGAAGUUGAGCACAUUGAUGACCGCAAUAUGUGCUGCGGAACUCCACCAGAUUGCGAGUGGAAAGCUCAGGCAGGUAACGUAUGUGUUGCAUCUUUCGACUGGAGUUGUAGCGGAAUCUGCAAAUCUGUGGAGAAGCUAAAAUUUGUUCACGAAAGGUGUGGUGAAGGGGAUGAAGCUCUAUGGAGUGCUCUUUUGUAAAUUCUUGCUGAUAUCUGCGCAUGAUCUUCUUUCUGAUAUUUGCGCAUGAUCUUUUGCACACAAGAAUCCAGCCCUUCUAAGCUACCCUGGUAGGAAGUUCUAAAAUCGAUGCCGUGGUUUUAUAGACUCAUAAACCACAUUUAGCACGGAAAAUUGUAUAAAUUAUGUAACUGUAAUUCCAGAUUACAGGUAGUUGCUCUGCUUGACAUUAUGAUUGGUGGUUGUAGAAAUUUUAAUCAGAAAAUGAAAUUUUGUGCUUCAUUUCA
Daucus carota subsp. sativus is the source of this 1666-nucleotide messenger RNA. Its product is annotated as beta-1,3-galactosyltransferase 7. The record is from RefSeq and is a predicted model, not a curated record. The transcript is spliced from 11 exons. The coding region runs from base 222 to 1400 and encodes 392 amino acids. Gene Ontology annotation, molecular function: beta-1,3-galactosyltransferase activity. Gene Ontology annotation, cellular component: Golgi membrane. NCBI's taxonomy places the organism in Eukaryota, Viridiplantae, Streptophyta, Magnoliopsida, Apiales, Apiaceae.